Messenger RNA from Talaromyces rugulosus, 444 nucleotides. RefSeq lists its product as uncharacterized. Lineage: Eukaryota; Fungi; Ascomycota; Eurotiomycetes; Eurotiales; Trichocomaceae. The transcript has a single exon. The coding region runs from base 1 to 444 and encodes 147 amino acids. The record is from RefSeq and is a predicted model, not a curated record.
AUGAAGAUACCACACACUUACCCCCUCAUAACCCUCCUCUCCCUCUCCUCGUCCACCUUGGCCGCCAAAUCAAAAUCAACCGCUACAUUUGACACCGCCUACGACGACCCUUCCCUCUCUCUAUCCACAGUCACUUGCUCCGAUGGCGAGCAUGGCCUGGUCACAAAAAACUUCAAAGUCAUCAGCGACCUACCCACGCGCAACGUCGGCGGUUCGCCCACUGUGAAGGGUUGGAAUGAUCCCAACUGCGGCGCCUGCUACGCAUUGACGUACAACGGUAGUAAACCGGUCCAUGUGUUGGCGAUAGACUCGGCAGUUGGCCAGUUUAAUCUCGCGCCGAGUGUCUUGAAUGAGCUGACUGGUGGUAACGCGGAGGAGUUUGGAAGUGUUGAUGUCGAAUAUGAGUUGGUGAAUGCGAGGGAGUGCGGUAUGCCGGCGAAAUAA